AUGAGGGCGACGGGAGGCCAGAGCGGAGCCUGUCUGGAGCCUGGCCUGCAUGCAGACGCGGCCUACUUCGGUGCAGAGAAAACAAAGAAUUUUGUCAGUCGAAGCCUCGUCAUCGGAGAAGUCCUCUCCACAGCAGACGUGGCCACAGGAGUGAAGUGCGGAAUCAUUUACUGGCUAUUUGGUGGCGCGGUCAGGAAUCUUGGAAGCCCAAGACAUGUAGCUAAGUGGCUGAAGCCACUGCAAGAGCAGAAAUACAUGGGGUUGUUUGCAAUGACCGAGAGGGGCCACGGGAGCAACGCGAGAGGCAUCCAGACCGAAGCUACCUUGGACCUCUCUGCACAGGAGUUUGUAAUCCACACCCCGUGUGAAGACGCCCAGAAGAUGUACAUCGGAAAUGCCACCCACGGGAACUACGCCGCCGUCUUCGCCCAGCUCACCGUGGGCGGAAGGUCUCAAGGGCCGCACUGCUCCAUUGUUCCCGUCCGUGACGAAAGCGGGAGCUUGUACCCAGGCGUGACUGUGAUGGACAUGAUGCACAAAGAAGGUCUGCACGGUGUGGAUAAUGGGAUUUUAAUAUUUGACAAGGUUCGGAUACCAAGGGACAACCUGCUGGAUAAGUGAGUUCGGUCCGCGGGUCCAGAUGGGCAGUACCGUUCCCCUGUCAAGAAGAAGGGUGCAGGAUUCAACGCGAUGCUGGCCGCACUGACCCCUGCGACAUUAGCAGUGACCUUCCAAGCUCUGGGCGCCAUGCAGCUUGGGUUGACGAUAGCCAUUCGUUACAGCCACAGCCGGAGGCAGUUUGGGCCCAAGGCCCAGGAAGAGGUCAAGAUCAUUGAGCACCAAACGCAGACCCUUUGACUGAUGCCUCACCUGGCUACAACCUUAGCCCUGGUCUUCGCCAGCAGGUAUGCCAGGGGCCUCCUGGAUGAGGACAUUUUCCAGGGGAAAGAGCUGAUGGACAGCCGUCCGCUGCAGGCGCUGGUGGCGGGGCUGAAAGCCUGCAGCACCUGGGGGAACAUCCGCUGUCUGCAGGACUGCCGCGAAGGCACUGGAGGCACGGUUGUAGCUCGGGAACUGCUGGCUCAACACGCCAAACAGUAUGAAGAAAGACCACUUGUUGGCCUGCUCCGGGGCUGGGCUGAGUCUGGGGGCGACAAGCUGAGAACCAGUUUCCUGGCAUUUAACAUGGACACAGUCGGUAAUCUCACCUUUCUGCUGAAAGCAGUGAAUUUCCGUGAAAGGGUUCUUCAGCAGAGUUUGGUGGCCCGAAUUUAUUAGAAGGUGGUGACCCAGAAGGAGGACUUCUUCAGGGCCUGGAACUCGUGUCUGCAUCACGUCACCUCCCUGUCACUGGCACACAUUCACAGAGUCACCUUCGAGCAGUUCUCUCUGGCAGCGAGGUGCUGUCCCGACCGCGACGAUCCGGCUCUGUUAAUGAAGUUUUGUCUGCUGUAUGGAACCAAACUGGUGUUCGAGGAGCGAGCCUGGUAUCUGGAACAUAAAUGUUUGACUCCUGAGGCCAGCACGAGGAUGAGGACUCAGUUGCUGGAUUUGUGUGACUCGGUGAAGGAUGAUGCUUUGAGGGUGACCUCCGCCUUUAACAUUCCGCACACCUCCCUACACGCGCCCGCGGGGAUCACCAACCCGCUGGCCGCCUGGGCCUUUUACCCCGCGCCGCCGCAGCCCGGGGCCGGUGAAGGAGCGCGCUCUUCGCAAUGGGCCCCCCUGCGAGCGUACGGCCCCGUGCCACCCAAGGUCUCCCGCUGGCAGCGGUGA
Rhinolophus ferrumequinum (greater horseshoe bat) is the source of this 1776-nucleotide messenger RNA. It is a transcript of the gene ACOXL, whose product is annotated as acyl-CoA oxidase like. Gene Ontology annotation, biological process: fatty acid beta-oxidation using acyl-CoA oxidase; lipid homeostasis. Gene Ontology annotation, molecular function: FAD binding; acyl-CoA oxidase activity; fatty acid binding. Gene Ontology annotation, cellular component: peroxisome. Lineage: Eukaryota; Metazoa; Chordata; Mammalia; Chiroptera; Rhinolophidae. The record is from RefSeq and is a predicted model, not a curated record.